AGGAACCUCCCUCAUACACAUAGGAAGAAAAAGGACAGCAACUACAACAACAAACCCCUUUUUUUUAGCCUCGGCUUGCUUCAUAAUUGUAUCGAAAUGGCUGCAUCUGCGACUCUUCAUCUCCAUAACGUCAUUGGCGGCAACGUAAAGCAGGCGAGGUUUGACCGCCAGCUGCGCCUCUGGGGGACAGAUGGGCAGGCGGCGCUGGAGGCCGCCCACGUCGUCGCCGUUGGUGCCACACCCGCCAUCGCAGAGGCGUUGAAGUCGCUGGUCCUGACGGGUGUGACGACCGUCACGUUGGUGGAUGAGCGCACGGUGACGGCGGAGGACCCGGCGACGAACUACUUCGUGCCCGCCGCAUCAGUGGGAAAUUCACUCGCCACGGCCGUGCUGACAAGCGUGUGCGCAUUAGGGGAGCAGUGCACCGGCAUAUCCGCCGCGGUGGCGCCGGAAGCGUGGGUGAAUGCGUAUGUUGGAGCGGUGGAACAGGACUGGCAAGCGGGCAGUCUGCACAGCGCUGUUUCAAGCGCAGAGAUGAAAGCACCUCUUUUCUGCGAACCGUCCGGCACCCUGGACGAAGAAAUGACCGAGGACGUGUCCGCGUUGCGGAAGUUUGUGCAGCGUUUCCCUGUUGUUGUGGCAGGCGACGUGUCCGCGUCUUCUUCUUCUUCGCUCGUGCAAAUCCCGUCGCCGUCGCUGAUCCUAGUGAGCGAGCGUUACACCGACCUCUCGCCCACCUCCUCGCUCGUUCAAACGUGUCUCCACCGAUGCUACCCGGAUGUCCCUGUUGUACUGGUGCGUAGCAGCGGGCUACUCGGGUUUCUGCAGGUGUACUGCCCGCCGCGCGUCAUUAUCAGCCCGCACAACCCGACGCAGGUCAAGAUGGACGAUCUGCGCAUCUUUCAGCCGUUUCCGGCCUUGAAAGCGUGGUUCGACGCGCAUAACCCCGACGAUGGCACGCAGUUCCCGACGGGCGACGUGGAUGCUAUGUCCCUGCACAGCCAUUUGCCGUACCCCUGCAUCUUGUAUCACGCGUUUCGUCGGUGGUGGUCAUUCUUAUCGGCGAAGGAGCAGACCGAGCUGCAGUGCCACACAUCCUGCGCUGCUUCUUCGUCGCCUUCGCUUUUCCCGUUGUCAUCGAAGAGCUAUCACGACAUCGCGAACGUCACGGCUGGGUUGAUACGCCGUCAGUCUCCGCCCGAGGAGGCGUUUCUGGAGGCGAUGGAAAAGUGUACGGCCAAGCUGAACAGACCCGUGGUGCAGCAGCUGCCAGAGGGGCUUCACACGCUUUUCAACGACCCGCACUGUGCGGAUCCGCUGCUGGCGGUAGCCGAGGUGCAGGCGCGGCUUUUCCCUGUCGCGCAAGCGGACGGCACAUCCGCCGUGCCACUGACAGCCGCAUCGGCGUUGUUGUUGCAACUGUGGACGCGUCCGGAGGUGCUGGUGUGGUUUGUACUCCGCGCCGUGCAGCUCUUCGUGCAUGGUGAGAUCGGGUGUGGAGAGCAGUCCGUGGAAUCUGCCGAGCCUUCCAAUCAUGGCAACGAGGAGGCUCCGUUAAGGGCGACCCCGCUGCCUCCCUCUUCAUUUUCUCCCUACACGCUUCCCUUCUCUGGGUAUUUGCCAGAUUUUACGACGACGACGAUGUGGUACCGCGAGCUGCAGGACAUUUAUCAUGCGAAGCACCAGGAGGAUGUGGCGUGCAUAGCGGAUGCAGCGUGGGGGAUGGUGCUGCAGGCUGUGGAGGCAACAAUAGCAGGCACAGACGACGAAGUAGACAGUACUAAGACACCACCGCCGGUGCUGUUGCAUGAGCAGUUGAGCCGCGCAGUGCGGCCACUCCUCAUCAAGCUCACCAGCACGAUGGUGACCAACAUCUGGGAUCUGCGAUCAGUUGCGUUCUCGGUGGACUACCUGGCGACAGAGGAGUCGGCAUGGCGGCAGCGUCUGGGUCGUCGACUCCUAUGGAUUACGCAUCACAUCGUCUAUGACAUGGAGGGUAACGCAAGCGCACGCCGUGCCGCGUGUAUGGCGGUUGCUUACUUGUGCAAGGAGGAGCUCCAGCGAUCCGCCGCCGCCGAGCAUCGUGUGACGGGGCAGGAGAUUGCAGCGGAGGCGGGGCACCUCGCCUUGUUGGCAAACACGUCGAAUCCAGAGGCAGAGAACGCAGCAACCGCGACGACGGGGUCCGCUGAGGGUUCUCGGGCCUGGUUGGUGGAGAAUGCAACGACGGACACGCUCUUUGCAAAGGCGUGUGAGGAGGUGGCGCGUUGGAACGGGAACGGCGCUGGGGCGAGCGUGCAGCUGCCCUCCGUUGCUGCGUCCACCGGCGCGUUAGCAGCGCAGGAGGCGGUGAAGCUGAUCAUGCGCAUUCGCGUACCGUGUGGGCGGCCAAUGAUGUACGACGGCUACACAAACAAAAUCUACACCUUGUGA
Messenger RNA from Leptomonas pyrrhocoris, 2433 nucleotides. RefSeq lists its product as hypothetical. The transcript has a single exon. Gene Ontology annotation, cellular component: cytoplasm. Gene Ontology annotation, biological process: protein neddylation. Gene Ontology annotation, molecular function: NEDD8 activating enzyme activity. The record is from RefSeq and is a predicted model, not a curated record. Lineage: Eukaryota; Euglenozoa; Kinetoplastea; Trypanosomatida; Trypanosomatidae. The coding region runs from base 97 to 2433 and encodes 778 amino acids.